Messenger RNA from Lactuca virosa, 1014 nucleotides. The record is from the annotation of a GenBank genome assembly. Lineage: Eukaryota; Viridiplantae; Streptophyta; Magnoliopsida; Asterales; Asteraceae.
AUGUCCGUCGCCGGUCGGAUUUCUUCAAUUGCGACCACCAUCACACCUCAAUCUCACUCCUCUUGCUCUCCUGCCGCAAUCCUCCCCCUCCGCCUUCACAAAACCCGAACUAACCAUGCCUCUCUCCGCUGCUCCAACUCCUCCUUCUUCAACCCUAUCCGUAUAACCCCUAUCAUAACCACCAAAUCCCUCAGCCGCAGGCCAUCCUCCAUCCAAAUGAGCAUGGAGGCCGGAGUGGGGUUAAUGGGUACCAAACUGGGCAUGAUGACGUACUUCGAAUCCACCGGCAAGGUGGUUCCGGUCACCGUAAUAGGUUUCAGAGAAGGGAACCUUGUGACUCAGGUGAAAACCGAGGAUACAGAUGGGUACAAUGCGGUUCAAGUCGGGUACAGAAGGGUCCGAGAUAAGAAACUCACAAAACCCGAAAUGGGUCAUCUGGAAAAAUCAGGGAUAAUUCCAUUGAGGCAUCUUCAAGAAUUUAGGUUACAAUCCGUUGAAGGGUUCGAGCCCAAUCAGAAAUUGGUGUUGGAAGAAUUGUUCAAAGAAGGUGAUUUGGUUGAUGUUUCUGGCACCACCAUUGGCAAAGGGUUUCAAGGUGGUAUCAAGAGGUAUAACUUCAAAAGAGGUCCAAUGUCUCAUGGAUCAAAGAGUCAUAGGGCUCUUGGAUCAAUAGGAGCAGGAACAACACCAGGGCGUGUGUAUCCAGGGAAGAAGAUGCCUGGAAGAAUGGGAGGGACAAAAACAAAGAUCAGAAAACUCAAAGUUGUCAAGAUUGAUACUGAGCUUAGAGUUGUCAUGAUCAAAGGGGCUGUUCCUGGUAAACCUGGAAACCUCAUCAGAAUAACUCCAGCCAAGAUUGUUGGAAAGAAUAUUCCCAAGACACUCACCGGAAAAUCGUAUUCUGAUCUUGCAAGAUCCACCUACCUCCGCCUAUCACCACCGCGAUCUCGCCUCCAAAGUUUCUUCGACUUCCGCUUCUCCUAUAUAUCUCUUCCUCAAAUCACCUUGAGGUGA